Molecule: messenger RNA, 2646 nt
Organism: Dicentrarchus labrax (European seabass)
Lineage: Eukaryota; Metazoa; Chordata; Actinopteri; Moronidae
Gene: polh
Product: polymerase (DNA directed), eta
Exons: 10
Coding region: 456-2438 (660 amino acids)
Biological process (GO): response to radiation; error-prone translesion synthesis
Cellular component (GO): nucleus; site of double-strand break; replication fork
Molecular function (GO): DNA-directed DNA polymerase activity; damaged DNA binding
Source: RefSeq, a predicted model, not a curated record
CACAGACAUUGUUUUUCUGAUAAACCCAACUGAAACCGACAGCCAGGAGAGUGGGAAAGCCCUCUGUGUUUGCCGUCUGGAUAACAGCAUUUAGCUGCUAAAACUCUCUAGCCCCCUUAUGUUUACUCUGUGCUGUAUCCUUUUAGCAUAACGUUAGUUUUUGUUUGUGUUUAUGGAGACAGCAGUGCGGUAAAGUGAAACCUCUGAGGCCUUAUCGCCAUGGCCGCAGCGACUCCAUGUCGCAGGCUGUGUUUAAAGACAGUAGCAGCACAAGUAAUGGGAUGCAAAUGAGUAUUCAAAUUCUUGUAAAUGAUUUCAGGAAAUAAAAGAAGAGGAACUGAAAAAGAGCUUAAAAGAAGAGCUCCAAAAUUAGAUGAAGGAGAGGACUGGGAAUUGCUGACCCCGGUAUCAUAGCUGUGAGCUAUGAGGCCAGGGCCCAUGGUGUCACCAGGAACAUGUGGGUGGACGAUGCAAAGAAACUGUGCCCAGACCUCCAGGUGGCACGAGUGCGUGAGUCUCAUGGCAAGGCAGACCUGACGCAUUACAGGGAGGCGAGUGUGGAGGUUAUUGAGGUGAUGUCUCGCUUUGCUGUGAUUGAGAGAGCCAGCAUCGAUGAGGCCUACAUGGAUCUGACUGCUGCAGUCCAGCAGCGGCUUAAAAACAUGACAGACAAGCAAAUUGAGCCUCAACUCAGGACGACUUACAUCCAGGGGUACCCAAUAAGUUCACCUGAACUUGAGGCCCCUGCCGAGGGUGUUGUGUUGGAUAAAGAGGAACAGAGGUCCAGAGGUCUUCAGCAGUGGUUGGAAUCCCUACCUGGCCCUCCAUUAGGGGAGCAGAGCUCUGCAGAGCUGCAGCUUACUGUGGGGGCGCUCAUUGUCGAGGAAAUGAGGGCAGCCGUGGAGAAACACACAGGUUUCCGCUGCUCAGCAGGGAUAUCACACAAUAAGGUGUUGGCCAAACUAGCCUGUGGUCUGAACAAACCUAACAGACAAACCAUUCUGCCUUUGGAUUCGGUGACAGAACUUUUCAGCUCUCUUCCCAUCAGCAAGAUCCGCAACCUGGGGGGUAAGCUGGGUGCCUCCAUUACAGAAACUCUUGGAAUAGAAAACAUGGGAGAUCUGACUCGCUUUUCUCAGGCCCAACUGGAACAGAACUUUGGAGAGAAGACAGGUCAGUGGCUGUAUGACUUGUGUCGGGGUAUUGAUUUUGAAGCAGUGAAACCCAGACAGCUUCCUAAAUCCAUCGGCUGCAGUAAAAACUUCCCGGGGAAGACAUCGCUGGCUACAAAAGAGCAGGUACAGUACUGGCUUCAUCAACUGGCCCUAGAGCUGGAGGAGAGGCUGACCAAGGACAAAGAAGUGAAUGGUCGUGUGGCUAAGUUGCUGACAGUCGGUGUUCGUCAGCUUGGGGACAAAAGGCCGAGCAGCUUCUCUCGCUGUUGUGCUUUGGUGCGUUAUGAAGCGACCAAGCUAUCCAGUGACAGCUUUGCCAUUAUCAAGAGUCUCAACACAGCAGGAAACCACCAGGCAGCAUGGACUCCACCCCUCACCCUGCUACACCUCUCAGCUAGCAAAUUCAGUGAUGCUCCAUCAGCAGGGGGGAUUGCUGGCUUUCUGUCCAGUGAUGUCACUUCAACCCAGAGUGUUUUUUCCACCCCUCAGUCUUUCACCCAGCCGCCCUCUGAACUGAAAAAUGACUCCGCUGGCAAACAACCGGGCACCAUCCAGUCCUUCUUUCAAAAGGCAGCUGAGAAACAAAGACAGAAGGUUACAAACGAUGUAGAAGAAGAUUGCAUUGGCUCAACAGGAAUUCUCUCAUCUAACUCCACUCAUAAAACCUCUGUUGCUGACUCUCAGGUGGAGACAGAUACCAAUUGCCCAGUUACUUCCCUUACACUUUUUUCUCACUCUAAAAAUGGUACAGCGAGCCCCCAUUCUGAUAUUUCCUCUUUCUUCCACAAGAAGACUCUUGAAAGAAACAUACAGGCCUCAGCCUCAACAUUGACCAAACCUGACAUGGAACACACGCCUGGAGAGUUUACAUCCCACCAGUCGCCAUGUGAGGAGUUAAGAGAUGAGCUGGACAUGGAUCCAGAGGUAGAUCACUGUCCUCCCACUGUGGCCAGAGAAGACGUGUUGAACUGUGAGCGCUGUGGCCAGGAGGUGUUGGUCUGGGAAAUGCCUGAACACAAUGACUAUCACUUUGCCCUGGACCUCCAGAAUUCCCUGUCUUCAUCCACGAGUUCAGCAACCAUCUCUUCAUCUUCCUCCACCACCACUUCUUCUCUAACUCCUGUCAGAGUGGGAGCAGCAGGCAUAGCCCAGUCCUCCCGGGGCAAGACAAAAACCAGAGGUCAAUCGGGACCCCAGUCCAAAAGGCAUCGCUCCCAAGGUGGGAGCACGGGCACUCUGGAUUCUUUUUUCAAGAAGAACUGAGGAUGUGUUGUAGAACUGCAUUUUAAAGUAAAGUAAAACACAAAUUUCGGACAAUGUCCAAAUGAUCAAUGUUAUUGUGCUUUAUAUUAUAAGAAUGUGUACAAAUUACAGAAAAUGUUUAUUUAUGUUCUUUGUUUCACAUGCUUUUUAUUGUAAAGGGAAAGGAAAUAAUUUUAUAAACCUGAGCCUAUUAAAGAUACUUUUUACA